Messenger RNA from Phyllopteryx taeniolatus (common seadragon), 2247 nucleotides. RefSeq names its product ubiquitin conjugating enzyme E2 Wb (gene ube2wb). NCBI's taxonomy places the organism in Eukaryota, Metazoa, Chordata, Actinopteri, Syngnathiformes, Syngnathidae. The record is from RefSeq and is a predicted model, not a curated record. Bases 368 to 820 code for a protein of 150 amino acids. The transcript has 6 exons.
UUAAACUGUAGAAGGUCCGGCGGCGCUUGGCUUUUGCUAGCAUUACUACCAACCUUAGCACAUCAUCAACAACAGCACCAGCGAAGAAACCAGUUAGCCAGGGCGAAAAUAUCCAUGCCCUACCAUGGAGUUUUACGACUAACACUCUGAUUCCACAACUAAUAUGAUGGAGCAAGUUACAAUUAUUGGUUUGUUCAAAUAAACGAGGGCCGAACCUGUGCUGUUCGGCUGAGUUAGCUUGUGAGGCGGUGCGCAGGUUGACCUGUUCUAGUUUCCUCUUGAGCUGAACAGGUGCAUCGCUUCCACAGGAACAACUACACAAGAGUGGUUCGGUUAUUCUAACCGAAUAAAGACCAGGAUACACCGAAUGGCAAUGCUUAAACGGCUACAAAAGGAAUUAUUAGCCCUGCAACAUGAUCCACCCCCAGGAAUGACGCUAAAUGAAAAAAGUGUACAGAACACCAUAACACAGUGGAUCGUGGACAUGGAGGGGGCCCCCGGCACACUGUACGAAGGAGAGAAAUUUCAGCUGCUCUUCAAAUUUAGUAGUCGAUAUCCUUUCGAUUCACCUCAGGUAAUGUUCACAGGGGACAAUGUACCUGUCCACCCUCACGUGUAUAGCAACGGUCACAUCUGUCUGUCCAUCCUGACGGAAGACUGGUCGCCAGCCCUCUCAGUGCAAUCCGUUUGUCUUAGCAUUAUUAGCAUGCUGUCCAGCUGCAAAGAAAAGAGACGACCUCCUGACAACUCCUUUUACGUAAGAACGUGUAACAAAAAUCCAAAGAAGACAAAAUGGUGGUAUCAUGAUGAUACUUGCUAAUGUAUAAAGUUUGUAAUCACAGAAGAAGUCCUACUGACCUAUAUGAAGCACUUUUUAAUCAUUCAGUCUCUGAACUCUGACCUUUGACUGGAACAAUGGACAGACACCAAUGCGCUGGAGGCUCUUGACUGCAUUCCUCCCACCCGCUGGGCAGUUUGAUGCAUGUUUUAGUCGGUAAUAACAAAAAAUUUAAACCCGUGGAACCAUUUAGAUGCACUCGAGAUGGAUCUUUUUUUUUGUUUUUUGGUUUUUUUGCGAUAGUAAUGCAGUAUGCAAGGUGUAUUUUUGUGUAUUUCCUGUUUUUAAAAAUGAUUAUUGUUACAUUUUUGCGUGUGUGUGGACUUUAAGGUCCUUGUGUUGUGCAAUAAUAACCAACCAAUGGAGGCAUGCUUGGGCCUACAAAGGAGUUAUCUGAAUGGAUUUCCAGAAGGGACCUGCUCACCAUAAAUCCAAGAAAAUGCUUCGUUUUUUUGUUUGUUUUUUUUUAAUUACAUUAUAUGCACUGUGAGAGUAUGUAGUUAAGAGGCACUGUUACAUCAUCAUUCCCACCACUGUAAGCAAGCCCCCACUCAUUGGUUUUAGUGUAUCAAGAGUCAACAAAAUGGUAAUCGUUUCUCUUGAGACUGGUUCUGCUGGUACACAUGGCAAACAAACAAACAAAACAAGUGUGACAUUAGGUCAAACUCUAAGCUGAUAUAUGUAUCAUGUUUCGCUCUGCGUGUCCACCCUAAGAGAUAGCAGGGGCCUCUCAUUUAAAGAAUGUUUGUUGCAUUUUUCGUGCUUCUAAAAUGUCUAGUUCAUUUUGUACUGUUUUGGGGGUGGGGCUGUUUGGAUGGCCGACUAUAUUUUUGAUUGUGAUAUAUAUUUUCAUUUGUUGUAUUUAAUUUAAAAAUGUCCACAAUGUUAGAGAAUGAGAAGUCUACACAGGAGUAAUGACAACAUGGGUUUGUGAUUAUGCCUGGUCAGCAUUAUGGCUCAGGUACUUUUUUCCAAUAAAGAUACCUUUCAGAUGUUUUAACUAUUUUCACCAAAAGAGACUGUUAUAUUGUAAAAUUAUAACAUGUCUGCAGCUAUUGUAUAUAGGGCUUUAAUUUUGGGGGUGAAGGAUGUUAUGAGUAGGGGAUGGAUUUACUUCAUAGCCAAGUGAUAAUAGGAGUUGGCCUAUAACAUUUUGCUAAUUAGUUUGUAGUCAGCAUCGAAGAAUACUAAAAAUCUCAAAAGUAGUUUUCCAAUGGCGUUGCAUGCAUUUUUAGAUUUUUAUUUUCUUUUUUUCUCUUAACGGCAUCAAACAUUGUGACAGCCAUGAAUUUUUCCACAAUUCUUACAGUGGCUAUGGGAUGGAUAUUACAAAGUUGACGACCUGUGGGGCUUGGUCAUUUAAAGUGUAAUAACUAUUCAAGAACCCAAUAAGAGAUACUUGAAUUUAC